This is a messenger RNA of Acanthochromis polyacanthus (spiny chromis), 4901 nucleotides long. RefSeq names its product phosphatidylinositol-4-phosphate 5-kinase-like 1 (gene pip5kl1). The record is from RefSeq and is a predicted model, not a curated record. Gene Ontology annotation, molecular function: phosphatidylinositol kinase activity. Bases 452 to 1801 code for a protein of 449 amino acids. The transcript is spliced from 11 exons. Gene Ontology annotation, biological process: phosphatidylinositol metabolic process. NCBI's taxonomy places the organism in Eukaryota, Metazoa, Chordata, Actinopteri, Pomacentridae.
CAGCUGGUGCUGAGUGGUCCAAAGAGAUAACCCAGCUCUGCCCCAGUAGGAUCUUCUCCCUGGACGUUUAGCUACUACUCAGUUUUUGGCUGCUGUUAUUGAUGAUGCUUUGUCUUUUAGGUUGAUAAACUUUUGGCGGAUUGUAUUAGUAGAGUUAAUUAGCAGUGCUUGUAAUUGUGUCAUGUGAGAAGUUUUCAGACAGAUGUUCCUCCACUGCAGCAGUGCCUGGAGCGCUGACAGCUGAACCUCAGCCAGCAGAGCACCGCCAGCUGACACGUGGGGUUGCUGUGCAUGCCCAUCAACUCCCAGCUGACCGAGCGGUGCAGAUAGUCUGGGUGUGACCGGAGCCUGAGCCAGGCUCCGAGGCGGCGCUCGGGCAGUGCGACGGUGACAUUAACACGGACGGACGACGGACAGGCGGACAGACGUGCUGCUCUGCGUCCUCACCGAGAUGGAGAUGUCAGUGACUGCAGGUGGCCCGGGGAUGUCUGCUCACCACCAGCGCUCAGUAAAGAGGAGGAGGUGGGGAGGCCUGAGGCAGCAGUGGAAACUUCUGGGCUUGUUUGAGAUCGAUCAGGAGCAUGAAUUCUACAGCCUGACCUGUAUGAUGAAGGAGGGCUUGGCUGCAGCCAUCCAAAGCACCAUUGACAACGCACCAACAAAUGAACUGUCAGAUGAUGAUUUCACAUUAGAGGUCACACAGAUUCAUAAGGACUUUACAAUGGAAACAUUUGCUGGCCCAGUGUUUGCCAGCCUGCGUGGCUCUUUAGGAAUGACAGAGCAGGAGUAUCAGCAGUCGCUCUGCUCUGAAAACUGCUAUCUCCAGUUCAUCAGCAACUCCAAGAGCAAGGCUGACUUCUUCCUGACAAAUGACAAACGCUUCUUUUUGAAGACCCAAAACAAAAGGGAAAUUAAAUUCCUUCUGGCCAACCUGAAGAUCUACAUGGAGCAUCUGAGGAAAUACCCGCAUUCACUGCUUGUCAAGUUCUUAGGUGUUCACAGGAUCCAAAUCCCACGCAGGCGUAAGAAAUACUUUAUUGUUAUGCAAAGUGUGUUUUAUCCAGAUGAUCGAAUCCAUGCCAGGUACGACAUUAAGGGCUGUGAGGUGAGUCGCUGGACAGAGCCUGCACCAGAGGGAAGCCAGAUCAUUGUGGUUCUCAAAGACCUCAACUUUGAAGGCCAGUUCAUUACUCUGGACCAGCAGCGUCCCUGGCUUCUGCGGCAGGUAGAGAUUGACACCCACUUCCUUCGCAGGCUCAAUGUAUUGGACUACAGUCUUCUGCUCGCCCACCAGCCCUUACACCAUGAUGAGCGCCACCAGGGUCUCUCUUUUGCUACACUCAUCAUGAGAACUAAAAAAUCUGUGAAUCCAGGCUCCAGCCCUAUCCAAGCAAGCAUAGUUGCUGUUCCUGGAGCAGUCCUAGAAGAUGACUCCAUGCUACCUUUAUCUGAAACAGACAGCGGUUUAAAGCUGCCACAUGCACAGGGUGCAUCAAGUUGUGGCUCUCUCCAAACAUGCCGAGAGCAUACUAGGCCAGGCAGUGACAUGGCUGAGCUACCAGACUUCAAGACCCAAAACCGACGUUUACUGCCCAACUUAAAGAAUCCUCUACAUGUCAUUGAUGGCCCCGAGCAGCGCUACUUCAUUGGCAUCAUUGACAUUUUCACAGUUUACAGUUUUAAGAAGAGAUUGGAGCAUUUGUGGAAGAGGCUGAGACAUCCCAGCCGAUCCUUCUCCACCGUCAGUCCACAGACUUACUGUCUCAGACUAUGUCAGUGGGUACAGGACCACACUAAGUAGACCCUGAACGAGAGGUGGACACUUACCACCAACUCUCAGAAAGUCCAGACAAUGAAAGUUCGUGCACAUGCACAUAUUUAUCUGCAUCUGAUGCAUGGUUCCAAUCCUUUCAUUGUUACACAAGCUUAAAACACAAACCUGUAGCUGGCAUUAGGUGUUGUCAUUUCUGAGCCUACAGUACAUACUUUGAUUUACAGAAAAGUACUUAAAUUAUAGAGAUGGUGUUGUAGAUGGUACAUAAACAGUGAUUUCAUUCAAGCUCACUAAAUUUAUUUUCACAUUUUCUUGUAAAAGACAUGAACAAAAAUAGAAACAAAAGAUACAAUGGCGUUUUAAACCCAUUUUGUGUCCAAAUUUAAGAAUUCUGUUCCAUCCAGUUACCAUUUUCCACUGGUGCCUCUGUGACUGUUCUACAUCCUACAUCAAAAUGACAUACUCAAAUUCUCCAUUUGGUUGAACUUGUGACACAUUGUACCACUUUUACAGGUUCAAACUGGUAAAUGUGACAGAGCAUAUAGUGUGACAGGAAUGCUGAGGGUGCAAAAAAUAUUCUGUACAAUUAUAGGAAAAUACUGGGAGCUGUGGUGACUAUAUUUUACAAUGUUACUAUCAUAAUUUAUAUUAACAGUUAAUUACUGAAAAAUUCCCUGCUGCAUUGUACUGUAGAAUGUAAAGUUUAUUGUCUAAUACUGUGACUAGACUUUCCAAUAAUGCUGUAUUUAUAGUGCCACCACUGUAAUCAACAGUGACUAUACCAGUAGGUGCCUAAAAUACAACAUUUUUUUCUCUUAAAAUGUAUAAGCAUUGCUGUCAAUUGCAGAUAUACGUAUACCAUACAUAACAGUGUCUUCAUCUUUGUGGUGCAGAUUGAAGAUCUACCAACUCUGUAUAGCAUAAAAAAUGCAUAUAGCACUACAAGCACCUAAAACAAUAAAGGAUAUAACUCAAGUCACCAACUAAAAAUUUCUAAACAGUGUAUCAUGAACUGUUGUGCCAACAUUUUUUUUUUAUUAAUUUCAUGGUCAGUUCUUAACCUUAGUUUGCUGUUAAAGGUCAUUGUCACUUUUGACUCCAAAACAGCAUCUGAUUUUGCUUUUUUUUUUCAAAUAGUUUUUAGUUAAACCAAUACAUUACUGUUCGAAUAUGGCUUUUGUUAUUUUUUAUCUAUUACACUCAAGUGAAAACAUGCAACUGAAUUUAUUGAGCACGCAACAAAUUUGUUUGCUGAAAAUAAAUCACUAUUUUAAUACUCGUACUUUUUCUAUGGUACUUAAUUUUGCAAGAAAACAGUUUAAAUGCCUUAUUGUGCACUUAGAAAUUUAACAUAUAUAUUCCAUAAAAGUGCAAUAAACAUUUUUUCAUUAGUUACCAGAAGAAUAGCUUCAUAAAAAGGAGAGACAGCUCUGUUCUUUAAAAAGAAAAAAAAACAUUCUCCUGAUGUACUUCCAUGUAAAGCUAACAUCACAUAUGCUUCAGAGGCUUUACAUAAAGAUGUCUGCCUGUAUGUACACCUGCUUCAAAUAAGAAGGCCAUUGAGCAUAAACAUAUUUUCAGAAAUUUCUGCAUUUUGAUAAGAAAGUCAAAAACUGGAAUUUCUCAUCUGCAAAAGUAUGCUUUUUAAAAUGACGUUUUCAUUUUUCAAGAUUUGUGUUAAUCAAAGGAUUUGUGAGGUUGCCUGUAGUUUAAUGUCAUUUAAUUCAGCUGAAGGUAGCUUAGAUUAAUAAGCUACAAAUAACAGUAUAGAAACUGUGAAACCUCAGUAAAUUCUGUAAAUGAGAUUCUCAUGCAAGCAUUUUGCAUAUAUCAGCAAAACUCACUUCCGUCAUCAAAUAUUAGCGCCAGCAGCAGCGAAUUCCCACUACCGUUCUUUUUUGAUACAAUGCACAGUUUUGCCAGCGGGAGCAAGCCAAAACACCACCUCUCGAAUUCUUCUACUCUCAACCCACAGAGCCUAUGAAAACUCCUGCACUGUCUACUCUAAGUGACACUGAAACCCAAAUGCCAGUUGGAAUGUGUUGUACUAAGACUUAACUGAAAGGUAGCUCACAGAGCAUUAACAUGACCAAGUGAUCUGCAUGCAGUGCUGUGCAGAAGUUUAAGGCGAUAACAGUACAGUGAGAAUGCUUUCAAAAACAGUGCCACAAAUAGUUUUUAUUUAUCAAUUAACUUCAGACAAAGUGCAAAUUGAUAUUUUAUGUGACCACUUUUGCCUUUUGAACCAUACCUACCUAGAGGCUAGGCCAUUGUUCUUCUUGUCGCUGAAGAUGGUUUGAUAUGACUCUGACUGUAGAUUUGGGCUUGCUGUUCCACUGCAGAAUGAAUCUGGGAUAGUAAAUCGCUUCCCUCAUAUAUAUAGUUGAGAAUCUCAACAUCUCACAAAUUCACAAAGGCUUUCUCUUUAGCAAAUCACUCAUUUUAGGACCUUGUAGGGGUCACUGAGCCUGAAAGAUCUGGAUAUACUAUAAAACCGAUGUCAGCAUGGGCAGCAGAAAUUCUCAUCACAGACUGGCAUAUGCCCCCCAAAAAUCAGAAGACUUCACCUGACCAGAGCUGGGCUUUUUCAUGUGUGGGCUUUUUAUUUCCAAACUGUGUUUGAUUUCUACUACUGUUUGUCAGGGGUUAAAAAAGAGUAGACGUCUUAUGUGUGCAUCAUAUAGUGCUUCUUUAUCCAGUCAGUUACACAGUCAACAUGACUAGAGUCUAAUCAUUCAAUUUUCCUCUUGCCAAAGGCUUUGGCUGCUAAUUUUUUUCCUUAAGGUGGCCAACCCCAGUGAAUGUUGCGACAGACGUUUUCGUGCUUUCUUUUUGUCCAUUGCUACCAAAGGAACACUCUACACUCUGGUAAUGCUAAAAUGGAAGGAAUGCAACAGAUGUCAGUUUUUGUUUUUGUUUGUUUGUUUACCCUGAAGUUGACCUGAGAGUUUCCCCAAUACACUAUAAACAAUUUGUCUCUGUUCCAGUGUUGUCUAUUACAUUAAUGUUGAAAAAGUAUUUUCUGGGAAGAAAUCUCCAGUUUAGCCACUACUCAUUGCAGAGUUAUAUCUUGAUUUUAACCUUGUGCAUGUGAAUGAUGCAAUAUAAUUAAAAGUAGCUGUAAAGA